UCCAUAGCCCAGAUCGUGGUUCUGACCACGAGUGGCUGUGCGAUGACUUCCGGCUCGGAGUGACUACCAAUUAGUCAUCUCGCCCCACACUCCGUAUAAAACUCCCCUCUCUUCUCUAUGACAGUUUCAACUACUGUGCUCAUCGCUAACAAGCUGUCUCGCAUACCAACGUCACAUUCGCAGGAGGAACGCUUCCGCGCUCUAGACCGGAACCUGGCUAGAAGAUAUGUAGCGCUCCUUCUUCAUCAGGCCAGAAUGUCUGAAGCCAGGCGGUUGGGCGAUGGCGAGCUGCUCUACAGACCGAGGGUAGAAGUAUGUGACGAUCCGUCCUCGUCCCGCAUAACGGCGACGGUAGAGCUGCCUGGAGUAAAUGCGGAGGAAAUCAGUCUUCAGGUUGGCACAAACAGUACACUUCGUAUAUCAGGAGAACGAAAGAGGAGAACAUCCCAUACACCGGGAUCGGACGCCAAGUAUCCUCUUCAGGAAAUCAAAUAUGGCAAAUAUGAACGGGUCCUUCAGCUUCCGCAGGGAACGAUGUUGACUACGAUCUCCGCCGCCGUGGACAACGGGUUGCUUGUUCUCUCGUGGCCGCGAGUACCACCGAGCGCCACUACUAGUGGACCCACUAGUAGCAGGGUUGACGCUGCGGAAUCUUCUUGACACGUUUUACUGUUUAGGAUGAGCCGGCCUUCCUGGUUUGCUAUCGGCGGGGCUAUGUAUUCUUUAUAGGUUGCAGGGUUAAAAGCU
Molecule: messenger RNA, 747 nt
Organism: Pisolithus orientalis
Lineage: Eukaryota; Fungi; Basidiomycota; Agaricomycetes; Boletales; Pisolithaceae
Product: HSP20-like chaperone
Exons: 4
Coding region: 118-660 (180 amino acids)
Biological process (GO): response to salt stress; response to heat; protein folding
Source: RefSeq, a predicted model, not a curated record